Molecule: messenger RNA, 3709 nt
Organism: Contarinia nasturtii (swede midge)
Lineage: Eukaryota; Metazoa; Arthropoda; Insecta; Diptera; Cecidomyiidae
Gene: Lmx1a
Product: LIM homeobox transcription factor 1-beta.1
Exons: 5
Coding region: 1558-2619 (353 amino acids)
Biological process (GO): regulation of transcription by RNA polymerase II; neuron differentiation
Cellular component (GO): nucleus
Molecular function (GO): DNA-binding transcription factor activity, RNA polymerase II-specific; RNA polymerase II transcription regulatory region sequence-specific DNA binding
Source: RefSeq, a predicted model, not a curated record
UUUCAUUGUUGACAAACAAUACAACUAUUUGUUUACACUUUAAUUGUUAGCCGUAUAAUGUGUAUCAUUUUAUGUGAACGUUUCGAUUUUGAUAUUAUCAAAUGACUCUGCAUGCAGAAGAGAUAUAAACACACGGUGAGAGAGAAAAACUACAGUGAUUUUUAUCUGUUACACACGUUACAAUGAAAACAAUAUCGAUAUAAGGAAAACAAAACAGAGAAGGAAGUAAAAGUGAAAAACGAGUAGAACAACAAAAAAAAAACAUUAAAAAAAUUCACACGAAUUCGCAUCAAUUUGGGCGCCGAGCUAUGCACAUGAAUAAGCUUUUCCGAAUCGUUCAUCGUCCGGUAUGAUAUUGGUUGUCAUUAUUAUGCGACUGAUUGUCGCCGGUCCAAUUUCACCGAUUAAAUACCUUCUCCUUUUCAGAUAAUUUCAAUUGAUUUCCAAAUGAGCGAUUCAUUGUUGGCGCCGUCGUUGUCAUCGUCAGCAGCAACAACAUCAGUAUCAUUAUUACAAAAGAGUCUGAUCUCGAAUUGGCGCCUUUUGAUGUUUCGACACAUUCAUAAGGUGAUAUUCCUGAAAAUCUAUAUUAAAUAAAAAUACGACGUGUGCCGUGCCGCCUUCCGAAGAUCAAAAAAUCUUAAAGAAAACAGGGGAAACGAGCACCAAUCACAGAGGCCACGGUAGGAGGAGCAAACGCGUUCAUGUGAUUUCAUUUAUUGUUGUUGUUCAUUGAAACGUACACCAGUAUACGAGGCCAAGCGAAUGUAAUAGCAGCACUGAUAAUUCGACGGAAGAAUCAAACGGACAUGCGCGCGCAUAUCAAACAAUAUCCAGAAAGAACCUCAACAAAUAUACACACGCAUGCAUCACACAUCAUACCACAGCGUACAACCAUCAUCACCACCACCACUACUACUGCCACUACUACUGCUGCUAUCAAAAUCGUUACCAACAAAUAUGUGCAUGUGAUGUAUCGUAUAUUGAAUCGUAAGCGAUCUGUACUGUUUUGACGAGUGGCUCGUAGAAUGCAUGACGAGUUUUCUUUUUUCGUUAUUUGGACAGUUUUAACGUUGUUGUAAUUCAAAAUCGUACUCAUACUGUUUCGAACCAUUCUUGCGCUCGGUUUUGUUUGUUAUUCGUUCCGUUUGUAGAUCGCUCUAGAUUGGUGUUUGCGGUGCCAACUAUAUAUACUAUAUAUUUAAACGCGGUAUUUGGAUUUCGGUGGAUUCUGUUUUUAUUCUUGAAAAUAUCAACGGAAAAACGUGUCACAAUAUUUAUACUAUGUUUUCGUUUAUUUUGUGGUAAUUUUUCUCGAAAAAAAAAAGAAGAUCGAAAUAAACAAAUAACAGAUUAUUAUGUAUAAAAAGAGAGAUAAAAACAAUUGACCAACCAAUUGAUUUCUGGACAAAUUGUGUUUGUUUGUGUAUUUUUUGAAGUGUUGAAACGAAGACUUUUACCUUCAUUCAAUAGAAAAGAAUAUAGUAACACACACAAGUUAGUGUUUGACAAACGUUAAAAAAAAUAUAAGUGCGAAAACGAAAUAGACUAGAAGAAAUGUUGGAAUUCUUUCAUCCGCCAAACAUUAACCAACAAUCUGAAUUGAUGCAAGGACAUCCGGAAAAUAUAUCAACAACAAUGCCGUGUCACGAACGAACCGGAUUAGGUGCUGUAAAAUGCGAAAAAACUUAUGAACUAUGCGAGGGUUGCGGUCAAAAAAUCCACGACAGAUAUCUUAUGCGAGUAGGUGAUGCAAGUUGGCACGAACAGUGUUUAUCGUGUUGCGUUUGCGGUGUACCACUAGACCAUUCUUGUUAUGUGCGAAAUUCAAAAUUGUAUUGCAAAACGGACUAUGACCGAAUGUUUUCCAUCAAGUGUUUGCGAUGCGGUGACCGAGUUCAGCCAAAUGAUAUGGUGAUGCGAGCGCAAAAUUAUGUAUUUCAUUUGACAUGUUUUGUAUGUUGUGUAUGCUGUCAACCAUUACAAAAGGGCGAACAAUUUAUAUUGCGCGGUGGUCAAUUGUUUUGCCGGCAUGAUUUUGAAAAAGAUUUGUACUUAUCGCAACAUCAUUGUCCGGACGAUGAAUUUUUAAUGGAUGAUAUGCGACCCAGAGACGGACGACGCGGACCAAAACGACCACGAACGAUUUUAACAUCGAGUCAACGUCGACAAUUUAAAGCAUCAUUUGAAAUGUCACCGAAACCAUGCCGAAAAAUUCGCGAAGCAUUGGCCAAAGAUACUGGUCUCAGUGUGCGAGUUGUACAGGUAUGGUUUCAAAAUCAACGUGCUAAAAUGAAGAAAAUUCAACGAAAAUCGAAACAAGACGGUGAUAAAACAUCGGACAAAGAUAGCUCCAAAGAUGAUAAAGACUAUUUGGGCAAUUCAAAUGACAGCUUUUGCAGUUCGGAUAUAUCGUUGGAUGGUAGCAAUUUCGAUAAUUUAGACGAGGCCACAUCGGAUACAUUGUCAUUGCAAAAUUUAGAUUUGCAUGCAUCGCAUAUACACAAUAAUUUACUGGAUGGGACAGCAAGCGCAUCAAAUACAUCAAACAUUGGCAAUGUUAAUCCAAUUGAUAAAUUAUAUCUUAUGCAAAAUUCUUACUUUAAUUCGGAACAAUGAAAUUUACUCGAAUAUGGUCGAAAUCGAAAAGCGAUCGAAAAUGUAGCAAACAUGCUGCUAUGAUUUCAAUUAAUAUGGCAUAUUUAAAUGCGAUUUCUAUUUCAAUAUGAUUAACAAACAAACACGCACGUAUGUAAUUCCCUUUAUUUUAUAUUGACUUCAAUUCAACCAGGUAUGCUUCCGUGGUAUCAUUGAAAAGAUUAUUAUUAAUUAAAUUCGAUUUGUAAAUCGCAACAAUUUGAAGAGGAAAAAAGAUGGGGUUUUUUUCGAGUAAAAAAAAAGAAAUUCUAUAUGUUAAUUCUAUACGCUAGCUUUAUUAGCUUUGUUUUGACAUCGUCAAAAGCAUUAAAUAUAUAUUUACAAUUUACAUUUAUGCAACUAUAUUUAUUUUAGAAUGGGUAACAAGAGAAAAAUCAAAGACAAAAAAUUAUCGAAUUUAUUUGAUUCAGUAGUGUAUUUAAUUAAAAAAAAAAUCGAAAACUAACCGGACAGAUGUGUGUAAAUCGAUUCAUAUUUUUGGGGGGUAAAUUGAAGUUAAAACAAAAACAAAAAAUUAUUCAAACCCAAACGAUCGACCAUUCUGCAUGUAGCUGUACCAACAUGCGAUGUAAGUAUUUAAAAACAAACUUGACAUCAUGAAUUAAAUUGACGCAAAAGUAAAAGAACCAUUGGAAUUACUUACGCUGCUGUAUAUGGUCAAUUCGCCAAAAAAAAUUUUGGUCCGUUCCAUUUAUUUAUUUAUUUUUCCUCUCCAAAAUCUAAUUUUAAGAAAGAAUCAGCAAAUUCUAUUAAAAUUUUAUACACUUCGAAAAAUAUGUAUGAUUGUGAUUCACUCUAGUCAUAAUUCUUAAUGACACAAAAAAAAUGGGAAUAACAAUGAGAAAAAAACGUUAAAAAUGUAAGACAAUUUCCCAAAAUGAAAACCAAAAAAAUAAACAAUAAAUGAAUGAAAUCCUGUAUAAAUUAUAUAUUGAAGUUAUUUAAAUCAUUGAUUUGACUAGGAAUUAAACGAUAAAAAAAGAGAAAAUACAAAUAUUUAAUUGAAAAAUAAAUGCAACACAAAAUGCGCAUAUAUUCUGUAGAUUUGGUA